CUGUGGGUGAUUGCUAAUCCCUGGCCACCCGCAGCUGCACAGGAGCAGAAGGCCUCUGAAAUCCUCGGCGCCCGCUUGUCAGGGCGCGCCCUGCAGCAUCUGGGCUCGCCUGUGGAUCUCCUUGAGCAGGAUGUUGCUGCAGGAGGCAUCGGACACUCCGCUGUCAGCAAACAUGGAGCCUGGCGGGGGUCAACAUGGGGACAGCUCUUGAACAUUUCUGAGGAAAGAGUUGGCAAGAUGUCUGUGUUCAGGUUUUCUGUAGUUUUGUUUUCAACCUUUAUAGUGACUUUGGCCAACAAGGACUCUGUCGUCUCCUGUCGGUUAAGGGAGAAUUGCGUCCUGCCGUGCAGUUUUCCUCCUGGUGACGAUACUGUCAUCCACUGGAUGCAGGUGUCAUCAAACAAGCUUCAGGUCCACUCCUACUAUCAUAACAUGGACCAGCUGGAGCGCCAGGAUAAGCUUUUCAAGGACAGGACAUCAAUGUCUAGUGAUGAAAUCUCCAGAGGAACCGCCUCGCUCAAGCUGAAAAGGGUGACUUUUGAGGACCAGGGCCGAUACCAAUGCUACACCAGCACCAUUGAAGGCAGCACAGAUUCCUUCAUCGUACUCAACGUAGACGUUCUCAUUCAGAAAGUCGACAUUGAUCGGAGAAAAGACAGGAUCACCUGCAGCUCCGAGGACAUCUAUCCAAAGCCCGAGCUCACCUGGACCACAAACCCUCCAUCCUCUCCCCAGCACACGCUCUCACUCAGUGAGACAGAAGACAAGCUGUACAACAUCAGCAGCUCUCUGAUCGUUUCGAGAAACACCUCAGAUUUGGAUUACACCUGCACAGUUAGGACUCGAGGAAACAAGAAGAGCACCACUUUGUUUAAAACAGAUAAUGUCAGUGUGUCAGGUAGUGAGACAACAAUCCCGUGUAAGGCCCCGACCGCUACGGUCCAGAAAAUAGUUUGGACGUUCGACCACCACGAGAUCAUCCUGAACAGGAGCAGAGCUGAGGACUCGUACAGAUGCUCGGAAAAGUGGGAAAGACAUGUGGAGAAAGUGACAGACACAGGUCUCACGCUGAAAGAUCUAUCAUCGAGCCAGGAGGGCCUGUACACAUGUGAAAUCAGUAGUGACGAGGAAACGUACAUAAAAAUCACUUAUCUUGAAAUUUCAAAAGCUAAACACAUCAUCAUAAUAGGCAGUGUUAUCAGCGCGGUCCUUGGAGUAAUAGUCCUAUCUAUAGGAGUAGUAUGCCUGGUGAAACGCAGCAGAAAGGGAGGCGUCAUCUAACUGGAACUCUGCAGUUCAUGGCCUGGAGGACAUGGAGUCAUCUUGUCCAUGAGGUUCCUGUGCUCAACUUUGUGCGGGUACCUGAUCAAAAAAACUGCUUCAACUACAGCACUUUUUAAUGAUGGAACGUUUCAAUGAAACGCAUCAGUGGCAUAUUUGAAAGUGGGAUGUCGGAGAACAGACAUCGGAGAACAGACUGAGCUUCAAUGUGGAGAUGAAGGAGAGGCUUAAUCCGUCUGCGUUUUCAAACCUGAAAGGAUGUUUUUGGCUUCGUUUGCAUCUGUGUUUGAAAAAUGUUUCGUCUCACCGGACAAUGUGUUUUUUUUAAAUGUCAGGGGUUUGACAAUGCUGCUUAAAACAACAUUCAAAACCUGGAUUUGACAUCAAUUUUCAGGGAGGAUGAGCAAAAUGCUGCGAUCUGGAAGGAUAACGCUGUGGUACUUUGCAGAAACGUGAGCUGGUUCACUGGGAGGCUCGAUUACACUGAAAAAAACCCGGGUUGUGAAAAUCUGACAUACGUUUGAUGCAGCUUGACAGUCUCUUACUCUACUUUAAUUUGGAACUAUUUAUAAAAUACUAAUCAGUGAAAGAUGCACCUUAAAUUUGACCUGGAAUGUAAAAUGUGAAGUAACAACCAAGUCUGAAAGGAAACACUAAAUAGAGCCAAACUUAAUUUUUUGGAUUUAUGUCCACUAACUUUUUUAUUUUGGGAGGGACUUUUUAACUGUUUUGUUAAGGUUGGAUAUCUCAUUAAAGCUGACCAUCUCCUCACAAACCAGCCUUUAAUUUGACAGAAGAACAAAAACACAGAUUUAGCCUUUAAUCGGAGUGAAUGUAUUGUUAUUUUGUGUGGCUAUUUAAUUUUUUCCCAUGGCACUGGGCUCCAGAAAGCGGUUUCUCAUCUUCCUCAUAUCCUGUGAAAAAUGAAAUAUGUGAUCUGUCACAAAAAGUUUUUUUUUUACUUCGUUUUUUUUUGGGUGAAAAAAACCAGCAGAGAUUGUUCUUCCAUACAGCUGAGGUACGAUGUGAACCCAGAAAGGCACUGAAUAAAUAAAUUUUUUUUUUGGACACAACUGAUUGUUUUGGGAAAAUGCAUGAAGUAAAUUGUAAAUACAGAUUAAAAAAAGAAAAUGUUAUAUAUUGAAUAAAGAUUUUUUUUAUCAAAA
Messenger RNA from Menidia menidia (Atlantic silverside), 2447 nucleotides. Lineage: Eukaryota; Metazoa; Chordata; Actinopteri; Atheriniformes; Atherinopsidae. The record is from the annotation of a GenBank genome assembly.